This is a messenger RNA of Myotis brandtii (Brandt's bat), 3189 nucleotides long. It is a transcript of the gene AARS2, whose product is annotated as alanyl-tRNA synthetase 2, mitochondrial. The record is from RefSeq and is a predicted model, not a curated record. Gene Ontology annotation, biological process: alanyl-tRNA aminoacylation; tRNA modification. The annotation marks the transcript as partial. Gene Ontology annotation, molecular function: nucleic acid binding; aminoacyl-tRNA deacylase activity; amino acid binding. The transcript has 22 exons. NCBI's taxonomy places the organism in Eukaryota, Metazoa, Chordata, Mammalia, Chiroptera, Vespertilionidae. Gene Ontology annotation, cellular component: mitochondrion; cytoplasm.
CGUGACGCCUUCCUGAGCUUCUUCCGGGACCGCCAUGGCCACCGACUCGUGCCGUCCGCGUCCGUGCGGCCCCGCGGCGACCCCAGCUUACUCUUCGUCAACGCCGGCAUGAACCAGUUCAAGCCAAUCUUCCUGGGCACCGUGGACCCACGGAGCGAGAUGGCAGGCUUCCGACGUGUGGCCAACAGCCAGAAAUGUGUGAGGGCCGGAGGAAGCCACAACGACCUGGAGGACGUGGGCCGAGACCUUUCCCAUCACACCUUCUUUGAGAUGCUUGGCAACUGGGCAUUUGGGGGUGAAUAUUUUAAGGAGGAGGCUUGCAGCAUGGCCUGGGAACUGCUCACUCAGGUCUAUGGGAUCCCUGAGGACAGGCUAUGGGUCUCCUACUUUGGUGGUGACCCCAAGGCAGGGCUGGACCCAGACCUGGAGAGCAGGGACAUCUGGCUCAGCUUAGGGGUCCCUGCCAGCCAUGUGCUUUCCUUUGGGCCACAAGAGAACUUCUGGGAGAUGGGGGACACUGGCCCUUGUGGGCCCUGUACCGAGAUCCACUAUGACCUGGCUGGAGGGAUGGGUGCCCCCCAGCUGGUGGAGCUUUGGAAUCUGGUCUUCAUGCAGCACAACAGAGAGGCAGAUGGAAGUCUGCAGCCCCUGCCCCAGCGGCAUGUGGACACGGGAAUGGGCCUGGAAAGGCUGGUAGCUGUGCUGCAAGGCAGACGCUCCACCUACGACACUGACCUCUUUUCCCCGCUGCUCAACGCUAUACACCAGGGUUGCGGGGCCCCCCCUUACUCGGGCCGGGUAGGGGCGGCAGACGAGGGCCGCAUAGAUAUGGCGUACCGCGUGGUGGCUGAUCACAUUCGCACACUCAGUGUCUGCAUCGCCGAUGGCGUCUCCCCCGGAAUGUCGGGCGCCCCGCUGGUUCUUCGUCGGAUCCUCCGUCGAGCCGUGCGGUUCUCUACGGAGGUCUUGCGGGCACCACCUGGCUUCCUGGGCAGCCUGGUACCGGUAGUGGUGGAGACACUGGGAGACACUUACCCAGAGCUGCAGAAGAACUCGGCCCAGAUAGCCAACCUGGUGUCGGAGGACGAGGCAGCCUUCCUGGCCUCCCUGCAGCGGGGUCGGCGGAUCAUCGAUCGGACCCUGCGGCGCCUGGGACCUUCUGAUGUGUUCCCUGCCGAUGUGGCCUGGUCCUUGUCAAUGUCUGGUGACCUGGGGCUCCCACUGGACCUGGUAGAGCUGAUGCUGGAGGAGAAAGGGGUGCAGCUGGACUCUGCUGGGCUGGCGCGGCUGGCCGAGGAGGAGGCCCAGCACCGGGCCCGGCAGGCUGAGCCAGCUGAGGAGCAGGGACUGCGGCUCAACAUCCAUGCGCUGGGGGAGCUGCAGCGCCGAGGGCUGCCCCCAACUGAUGACAGCCCCAAGUACAACUACUGCCUUCGACCCAGUGGGGGUUAUGAGUUUGGCACCUGCGAGGCCCAGGUGCUCCAGCUGUAUACAGAGGACGGAACAGCCGUGGCCUCCGUGGGGGAAGGCCAGCGCUGUGGCAUCCUCUUAGACAGAACCAACUUCUACGCUGAACAGGGGGGUCAGGCUUCAGACCGAGGUUACCUGGUGCGGGUGGGGCAGCAGGAUGUGCUGUUCCCGGUUGCCCGGGCCCAGGUCUGCGGAGGCUUCAUCCUGCAUGAGGCUGUGGCCCCUGAGUGCCUGAAGGUGGGGGAUGCGGUGCAGCUGCACGUGGAUAAGUCCUGGCGUCUAGGCUGCAUGGAGAAGCACACGGCCAUCCACCUGCUAAACUGGGCGCUGCGGCAGGCCCUGGGCCCUGGCACAGAGCAGCGAGGCUCCCAUCUCAGUCCCGAGCGGCUGCGCUUUGACGUGGCCACCCAGGCCCCGCUGACCCCAGAGCAGCUCCAGGCAGUGGAGAGCACUGUGCAGGAGGCUGUGCGGCAGGACGAGGCCGUGUACAUGGAGGAGGUAGCCCUGGCACACACUGCCCAUGUCCCUGGCCUGCGCUGCCUGGAUGAGGUGUACCCAGACCCAGUGCGGGUGGUGUCAGUGGGGGUGCCCGUGGCCCCGGCACUGGACCCAGCUUCUCAGGCUGCACUGCAGACUUCUGUGGAGCUGUGCUGUGGGACGCACUUGCUGCGCACAGGGGCUGUAGGAGACCUGGUCAUCGUUGGGGAGCGCCAGCUCACCAAGGGCACCACCCGCCUGCUGGCCAUCACUGGGGAGCAGGCCCAGCAGGCCCGAGAAGUGGGCCAGAGCCUGGCCCAGGAGGUGGAAGCAGCCACAGAGCGGCUGAGUCGGGGCAGCCGGGACGUGGUGGAGGCCCAGCAGCUGUCCAAGGACAUGGGACGACUCACCGAUGCUGUGGACACCGCUGUGAUGCCCCAGUGGCAGCGGCGGGAGCUGCAGGCCACACUGAAGGUGCUGCAGCGGCGCGCCAACACUGCGAUCCGGAAGCUGGAAAUAAGGCAGGCUGCCCAGAAAGCACAGGAGCUGCUGCAGCGGCACCCAGAGGGGUCCCUGAUCGUGGACACUGUUUCCACUGAGUCCCUCUCAGUGCUGGUGAAGGUGGUCCGGCAGCUGUGUGAGCAGGUGCCCAGCACGUCCGUGCUACUACUCAGCCCCCAGCCCCUGGGGCAUGUGCUGUGUGCCUGCCAGGUGGCCCAGAGUGCCACGCCAGCUUUCACAGCAGAGGCCUGGGCACUGGCUGUGUGCAGCCACAUGGGAGGCAAGGCCUGGGGCUCCCGAGUGGUGGCCCAGGGCACCGGAAGCACUGCUGACCUGGAAGCUGCGCUCAGAACAGCCCGAGCCUAUGCCCUCAACCAGCUCUGAGCCAGGGACUCACACAGACUAGAGACAGCUACAUGUAGCAAGAGUCGGAUGAAACUUCCUGAGGAGCCCGGAAGGAACCAGCAGAACCUCCCUGGAGGCUGAGGGGAGGGCUGGAGACUGGAGGCUCAGCAGCUGAGCUGAGAGGGCCACCCUGGGCUGGGUCCUCCCUGGACACAGGAAAUGUGGGCUGGCGAAGGCAGAAGUGAACCCAGAGACACCAAACUAGGUGAAUGCGGAAACACGGGCUGCCCUGGCUGUGACUGCUCAUUAAAAAGUAUUUCCCAGCCCUCCCAGCGUGGCUCAGGGGUUGAAUUUCAACCUAUGAACCAAGAGGGCACAGUUUGAUUCCUGGUCAGG